This is a messenger RNA of Gasterosteus aculeatus aculeatus (three-spined stickleback), 4716 nucleotides long. It is a transcript of the gene znf628, whose product is annotated as zinc finger protein 628. Gene Ontology annotation, molecular function: sequence-specific DNA binding; DNA-binding transcription factor activity, RNA polymerase II-specific. NCBI's taxonomy places the organism in Eukaryota, Metazoa, Chordata, Actinopteri, Perciformes, Gasterosteidae. Gene Ontology annotation, cellular component: nucleus. The record is from RefSeq and is a predicted model, not a curated record. Gene Ontology annotation, biological process: regulation of transcription by RNA polymerase II.
UAGGGACUGCUGGGUGUCUCCGCUGGGGAAAAAGAAACUGAUGAAGAAGACACAGAAGGGGAACGUAGAGUUGGACAGAAGAAGCAUGACAGCGCACCAGAACUGACCGCCGAAGGAACUCCCUCGCGAUGGCCAACUCGUUGGCCCUGGCGGUCCAAGCGGAACUCCUACCGCCUCCGCCCAACCCCUCCCUCUCUCCUUUCCCAUCCCUCCUUGGUCCGGGAGAGGACGUCGGGGACGAGAGGGACAGCGGGGGGCUGGUGGAGGGAGACAAAGGCGUAGUGGAGGGUGGGGAUGUGGAGGUGGUCCUGGACAUGGUGACGUCGUCGGUGUCCGGCCAACCGCAGCAGCCCGAGCAGUCGGACCAUCCCUUCCAGUGUAUGGACUGCGGGAAGAGCUUCAGGUGGUCGUCCAGGCUGACCCACCACCAGCGGAGCCACAACAACGAGAGACCGUACCGCUGCAACCUCUGCCCCAAGGCCUUCAAGGGCUCUUCUGCUCUCCUCUACCACCAACGGUCUCACUCGGGGGACAAGCCUUACGAGUGUCAGGAGUGUGGCAAGGCCUUCAAACGCUCCUCUCUGCUCCAGGUCCAUCAGAGUGUCCACACUGGAGUGCGUAACUUCUUGUGUCCCUAUUGUCCUCUGACCUUUAAAUGGAGCUCUCAUUACCAGUAUCACCUGCGCCAGCAUACUGGCGAGUGCCCUUACCCCUGUGACAGCUGCCCAAAGGCCUUCAAGAACUCCAGCAGUCUGCGGCGGCACAAGAACGUCCACCUUGGCCUCAAGCCUUACACCUGCACGGUGUGCAACAAGUCCUUCACCCAGUCGACCAACCUGAGGCAGCACAUGAGGAUACAUACAGGUGAGAGGCCCUACAUCUGCACGGAGUGUGGGCGGAGCUUCACACAUUCAUCGAACCUGGCCCUGCACAAGAACUCGCACGCCAACCCCAACGCUGGGGGGAAGGAGGGGAGGAAGGGAGACGAGGCGGUGGAGGUGGUGGUCGGGCCGGAGGAAGUGACGUCGGCCAUGUUGACGGACAUGGUGGGGUUUGUGAGCCAGGAGGGAACUGAUCGAGUCGGGGUGGGGAUGGAGGAAGUGUUCUUGUCAACCACCCCGUCCGGACAGAACGCAAGCCUCCUCACCCUCGCCUCCCCUGGGGAGGGCGCGUGUGCCUCUAGGGCCAUCGGGACGGAGGUUCACCUGAGCACCCACACGGGGGCCAGUUUGCUGCUGUACAGCUGUGGCAGCUGCUGCAACACCUUUGGCACGCGGACAGAUCUCGAGGACCACCAGGUCAUUCACAUGGCCCCUGAGGGACAAGGGGCCGAAGGAGAAGAAGGGCCUGGACCAGGGAUGGAAGUCGGGGAUGGGCUGGUGGGAGCCGGUCACCUGCUGGCUGAUUUUGAGGAGGUGGUGGAGACGACGACGGUGUCGGAAAAUGGACACACGACGGAGGUGCUCCUUGGUCUGUCGGAGGGAGCGGAUGGCAUUAAUGCAAAUGUGGGAUCCGCCCAUGCCCAGUUUGACCUGCUGCAGAGCUUCACCGAGGUGACUCAGAGCGCUGAGAGCGUUCAGCCCGAGGCCAGAACCACAUGGGCAGGGCUGUCAUGUGGCUUCUGCAAUAAGUCCUUCAAGACCAGCGGAGGCCUCAAUAGACAUGUGUCACUGAUGCACUCUCUCUCAUCACAGUCCCGCUCCCAGUUCAGCUGCUCGGCCUGCGACCGCUCCUUCCCCCUUCUCUCGUCGCUCCUCACCCACCAACACUCCCACACGCCGGAGCAGCGCCUCCUGGCCGAGGCGGAGGCUGAGAUAGUGUGCCCUGCCUCCCUCUCCCUCUCCCUCCCCCUCCCCUCCUCUCCCAGCCAGGCCGACAAGCAGCAGGAAGGCCAGAGUGAGAUCCACAUCAACGUCAUUGCCGUGAGGGAGGAGCAGGAGGAGCAACCAGCCAAACCGACCAAAGCCCCCAAAAAGACAGCGGCCAGCAAGAGCGCGCUCACUGGAGAGAGGCCGUACCGCUGCUCGGAGUGCGGAAAAGCCUUCAAAGGUUCGUCUGGGCUGAAGUACCACAUGAGGGAUCACACUGGGGAGAGGCCCUACCGCUGCACCGAGUGUGGAAAGAGCUUCAAGAGGUCGUCUCUGCUUUCCAUCCAUCAGAGGGUACACACAGGUGUUCGGGCCUUCCAGUGCCCUCACUGCCCUCUCACUUUCAAAUGGAGCUCUCACUAUCAGUACCACUUGCGGCAGCACACGGGCGAGAGGGCGUACGUGUGCAAGGAGUGUGGCAAGUCCUUCAAGAACACCAGCUGCCUGCGCAGACACAGCCAGAUGCACUCGGGACUGCGUCCUCAUACCUGCUCCAUCUGCUCAAAGUCCUUCUCCCAGACAUCGAACCUCAAACAGCAUGAACGCACACAUUCUGGUGAGAGACCCUUCCAGUGCACACACUGCAAUAAAAGCUUUACACACUCGUCCAACCUGCAGCUCCACCUUCGCACACACUCCUCAAGCAAGGACUUCAAAUGCCCGUACUGCUCUAAGGAGUUUGUCAUGCACUCCUACUUGCAGAGGCACAUCCGUACCCACGGCAGUGGCGUUCCACUGCCAUGCUCUGUUGGUGGAGGUAAAGACGGAGUGGCCGUGAAAGCCAGUGUUGGGGGAGUAACAACCACCACGACCCUGCUCAACCCGAUCACCUUGGAAACCUCAGGAAACCACGGCAGCCUGAUUGUGUCCCAGCCAGCACUUAAUAUUCCCCCCAACAGCUCCCAGAACUACUUUAUGAUUCAGACAGCCAGCGGCCUGCAGCUUAUUCCUCUGACGUCCCCUCCACCCGCUCCUCCGCCUCCACCACCUCCGCCGCUGUCCCAAACCCAAAACUUCUUCCUUUUGCAGUGUCCCUCCAAUGAUGGCAGCCAGUCCAGCUUGAUCCUUGUCCCCACAGCCAACAACCCUCCGCCAGCUGCGGAGCCUCAGACCCUCCCUGUGCUUCAGACUAUCCAAGCACUCCAGCCCGUCCUAAACCAAACACCGACUCCGAUGUCCCACUUUCCCGCCAUAUCACAGCAGCCACAGCAGACCAGGUUCAUAAUCACCAACCAUAAUAAUAACAACAAUGCAAACACUCCUGUUGUCAUGUCACCACGCGCUCUCUCGGCCAACCCUCUGCUGACUAGGCCCAUAUUGGGGAAAAGCACGCGGACCGCUCGGGGCAGACGGGGUCGCAAACCGAAAGCCCGCCUUCAGAUGUCUGCGGCCGCUGCGGUCAGCCAGACGGCAUGUGAAGGUGCGUCGGUAACGGACUGCAACGUGACCGCUGUCUCGCAGACUACUGCUGUAUCGGCUCCCGCCGCGUCGCACUGCACCCUGUCAGCACCUCGCACCGCCGUCCCCGUUCUUUCAUCUUCCACCACUGGAGCCCCGGAUAUGGACACCUCAGGACCAACAUCAAACGUUCCCAUGGUUACACCAGCCACGACAGCAUCGCCAGCCUCCACUCCGGCCCCUCCCGCUGUGGAACCCCACGCCACAGUGGGGCGAAUAGGGACAGGGGAUACCAUGACGGGGAACCAGUUUGUGUUUUGUUUUGAUAACGAAGGACAGGCAAAGGGGGGGAUGACUGUGGAGGAGGGUGGGCAGUCAUACGUGUUGCAGUUCGAGGGGGAUGCUUCCGAAGAGGCAGGGGAUGGAGGAGUGGGCGGGGAGGGGGAAUCGCUCGUAUUGCAGUUCAAGACAGAUGAUCAUGGGGAAGGAGCAAAAAUAGGGGGUAAGGGAGGGAUGAUGUCACUCCUGCGUGAAUGGCAUGGAGAGAAGCAGAGAGAGAUGGAAGAGGAGGGAGGCCAGGGAGAGUCUUAUGUCCUCCAUUUCCACACAGAGGCACAGGACAGCGGCCCAUCCAGCAAUGCCUUCAACCAAGGCCAAGAACACAGCCUGCAGCUUUCCUGCACUCCCACCCAAGGCUUGGUGCCACUUGAUGGGCAGGAGGUGGUAUUUGAACUGGGGGGUGAGACCAAGAUGGAGCAGGGAGCAGAGGAGGGUAUGCAGAUGAUCGCCCUGAUAGAAGGCGAAGGCGGGAUGAUGGGAGAAGAAGGGGCCGGUGGCAAUUCUGCAGUGGGCGAGUGGGGGAGGUGAGGAGCAUGAAGGCAUAUUUCAGCUGGGAAAUGGAGAGGAAAUUGUCAUAAUUGAGGUCAGCACCAGUAGUUUAAGAGAAGGAAGAAUGGAGAGAGGAAGGGACGGAGAGAUUUCCCAAAGUAGUGAGGUGAAAUACGAAAGUCUUACAGUCGAGGCAAAUGAAAAGACUUUAAAGGAACAGAGCGCUGCAGCCAACACAGAGGCGCCACAGUCGCCGACUGAAGACACGAUAACGAAUGGACCUUUACCCAACUCUAAAGAGAUGCAGUUCUGAGAGAAGGUGCGAGUGAAUGCAUCACUAUUUGUGAGCUCCGCGUGUUAGCACUUUAGUUGGAGUUCUCCUGGAGCUGAGGGAGAACCUGCAGUUAGAUGAGUACUGUAUUGUAAUCCCAUGGGGCCACAUAGUAGAAAUGUUAUACAUUCAAAUGGACCUCGGAAUAUUCUUAAAUAUAUUAGUUUAAUUGAUACUGUCACUUAAGUAAAUAUGUUUUUUGUGAAUAAAUGUUGUACAUGACCCACUUUCUUUACAUUGUCAACAGUAAAUAGCAGUUUAAUUAUUAAUAAAUCUGUCAAUACCUUUUUA